Molecule: messenger RNA, 299 nt
Organism: Staurois parvus
Lineage: Eukaryota; Metazoa; Chordata; Amphibia; Anura; Ranidae
Source: the annotation of a GenBank genome assembly
CCCCUGACCCUCUUUCUGGACAGUGCUGAUUGGUCCUGUGCUGAUCACAUGCACUCUCCCAAGGGAAAAAAAAAUCUCUAGCAAAACACACCAAACUGAGCAUGUGCAGAGUGACUCUAAGCCUCUGUUCUAUCAAGAGAUAUAUCGGGGAGCACUGGAAGAAGGGGAGGAUCAGAGAAGUCAGGAUCAAAACAGAGUUUUUUUACACAAUGCAGAGGAUUAACCCCUUAGGUUCCACAAUGAGUAUAACAAGCAUGCUUUACUGCAUAUACAGACUGAUUUUACUGUUGUGGGUUUAG